AUGGCUGCUGAGGUCAGUUCUCUGAUCAGACUUAUCAACGGUAGUGAUUCCAACGAGUCAGCUUUAGCAGGGAAAUCGACGGCCCUGAUCACAAGGGACUUUCUUGGUGGAUGUUCUGCUCUUGACUGUAAAGAGUUGGACCUCGAUUUGCAAGUACCCUCUGGCUGGGAAAAACGUCUCGACCUAAAGUCGGGGAAUGUUUAUCUUGAGAAGUGUAAUUCUUCAAACUUGUCAUCUUCGACUUCAGAAAAUAAUCCUCAAAGUAGCGUUAACAUUGCGAAGCGUCAAGAUCUCAAUUUUCCUCCGGUGCCAUUAAUCCCUUUUGAUGAUGCUGCUGCCUUAGACUUAAAGCUCGUCCUAUCGUCCUCAGCAUCAUCGAUGAAGUCAUCUAAUUACCAGAGCGUGUGCACUCUAGACAAAGUGAAGUCUGCGCUCGAGAGGGUGGGGAAGGAAUCCUCGAGGAAGCGGUCAAUUUCACUCUCGAAAUCAUCACCACCGCAUUCAAAUUCCUCGUCCUCUACAAAAGAUAGUGAGAUUGAUCACGAGAAGUCAUCGGCAUCAUUGGCUGCUGGAUGCCCCAGUUGCUUGCUUUAUGUGUUAAUCUCGAAGAGUAAUCCGUUAUGUCCUCGAUGCAACUGUAUUGUGCCGUUGUCGGUGGCCGUCAAGAAACCUCGAAUCGACCUUAAUAUAUCUGGUUGA
This is a messenger RNA of Fraxinus pennsylvanica, 699 nucleotides long. The record is from the annotation of a GenBank genome assembly. Lineage: Eukaryota; Viridiplantae; Streptophyta; Magnoliopsida; Lamiales; Oleaceae.